UAUUGGAUAAACGGACAUGUGGCGGUCUGGACCAAUCAUCGUUAAGAAGAGGAGGACUGUUGACUCACCUUCAACAAGAUAAUUUACAGUCUAUGAAGACAACCAACAGAAUCGUUUUUACUAAAACGUGUUUGUGUAACCUGUUGCUCCAUCUCCUUGGAUCAUGGCUGACUUUGACAUGGUGCUGAAGUAUUGGGGUCCAGUCGAGGCAGACUACACUGGCAAUGGGGGCCUGGUUUUGACCCGUUUAUUCACAGAGCACCCAGACACUCAGAAGCUGUUCCCCAAGUUUGCCGGCAUCGCCAAGAGUGACCUGGCUGGUAACGCAGCUGUUUCUGCCCACGGAGCCACAGUGCUGAAGAAACUGGGUGAGCUGCUGAGGGCCAAAGGCAACCACACUGCCAUCCUGAAACCUCUAGCCAACAACCACGCCACCAAGCACAAGAUCCCCAUUAAUAACUUCAAGCUGAUUACAGAGGUUAUUAUUAAGAUCAUGGUGGAGAAGGCAGGACUCGAUGCCGGCGGGCAGCAAGCUCUGAGGAAUGUAAUGGCUGUUGUCAUUGCUGACAUUGACGCCGAUUACAAAGAGCUGGGCUUCACCGGCUGAAGGUUAAAGUCUUGCCAGGGUCAGAUGACA
Molecule: messenger RNA, 637 nt
Organism: Perca flavescens (yellow perch)
Lineage: Eukaryota; Metazoa; Chordata; Actinopteri; Perciformes; Percidae
Gene: mb
Product: myoglobin
Exons: 4
Coding region: 164-607 (147 amino acids)
Biological process (GO): oxygen transport
Cellular component (GO): extracellular exosome
Molecular function (GO): heme binding; oxygen binding
Source: RefSeq, a predicted model, not a curated record